Molecule: messenger RNA, 384 nt
Organism: Babjeviella inositovora NRRL Y-12698
Lineage: Eukaryota; Fungi; Ascomycota; Pichiomycetes; Serinales
Product: 60S ribosomal protein uL24
Exons: 2
Coding region: 1-384 (127 amino acids)
Biological process (GO): cytoplasmic translation; ribosomal large subunit biogenesis
Cellular component (GO): cytosolic large ribosomal subunit
Molecular function (GO): RNA binding; structural constituent of ribosome
Source: RefSeq, a predicted model, not a curated record
AUGGCUAAAAUCUCUCAAGACGUUUCUUCUUCUAGAUCUAAGGCUAGAAAGGCCUACUUCAACUCCUCUUCUGUUGAACGUCGUGCUUUGAUGUCCUCUCCAUUGUCCAAGGAAUUGCAAGCCCAGUAUGGUAUCAAGUCCUUGCCAAUCAGAAAGGAAGACGAAGUCAAGGUUGUCAGAGGUUCCAAGUCUGGUUCUGAAGGUAAGAUCUCUUCUGUCUACAGAUUGAAGUUCUCCGUCCAGGUCGAAAAGUUGACCAAGGAAAAGUCCAACGGUGCCUCCGUUCCAUUGAACAUUCACCCAUCUAAGGUUGUCAUCACCAAGUUGUACUUGGACAAGCAGAGAAAGGCUUUGAUUGUCAGAAAGGGUGGUAAGGCCGAAUAA